This is a messenger RNA of Arvicanthis niloticus (Nile rat), 1100 nucleotides long. It is a transcript of the gene Gpr142, whose product is annotated as G protein-coupled receptor 142. The record is from RefSeq and is a predicted model, not a curated record. Gene Ontology annotation, cellular component: plasma membrane. Lineage: Eukaryota; Metazoa; Chordata; Mammalia; Rodentia; Muridae. Gene Ontology annotation, molecular function: G protein-coupled receptor activity. Gene Ontology annotation, biological process: G protein-coupled receptor signaling pathway.
GAUCCCAAGGAAAAGCUGCUAGUGACCCGGGUGGGGACCCAAGACCUGAAAGUAUGGGACUUGAGGGACCAGAGACAGCUGCGCAGCCACAAGUGACCCUGCUGCCUACAGUCAAUGGGAGUAACCCAAGAUACGAUGGUGUGGAUGGCCACUGGCCAGAGAUCCCAGAGAGGUCACCCUGUGUGGCUGGUAUCAUACCUGUCAUCUAUUACAGUAUCCUACUGAGCCUGGGGCUGCCUGUCAACAUCCUGACGACAGUGGCCCUGGCCCGCCUUGCCGCCAGGACCAGGAAACCCUCCUACCACUAUCUCCUGGCACUCACAGCUUCAGAUAUCGUCACACAAGUGAUCAUCGUCUUCAUAGGCUUCCUCCUGCAGGGAGCUGUGCUGGCCCGUCAGGUGCCCCAGGCUGUGGUACGCACAGCUAACAUCCUGGAGUUUGCUGCCAAUCACGCCUCAGUCUGGAUUGCAGUCUUGUUCACGGUGGAUCGCUACAACGCCCUGUGCCGCCCCCUGCGCCAUCGGGCCACCUCGUCCCCAGGCCGGACCCACCGGGCUAUUGCCGCUGUCCUCGGCGUUACCCUACUGACGGGCAUUCCGUUCUACUGGUGGCUGGAUGUGUGGAGGGAUGCAGAGCCUCCUAGCACUAUGGACAAACUCCUCAAGUGGGCUCACUGCCUCAUCGUCUACUUCAUUCCCUGCAGCGUUUUCCUGGUCACCAACUCUGCCAUCAUCCUUCGCCUACGGAAGAGGGGCCGGACAGGGCUGAGGCCAUGGGUGAGCAAGAGCACAGCCAUCCUCCUGGGUGUCACCUCCCUCUUCGCUCUUCUCUGGGCACCGCGCAUUUCUGUCAUGCUGUACCACCUGUAUGUGGCUCCUGUUCACCGGGACUGGAGGGUCCACCUGGCCUUGGACGUAGCCAACAUGUUGGCCAUGCUCAACACAGCCGUCAACUUUGGCCUCUAUUGUUUCAUUAGCAAGACUUUCAGAGCCAUGGUCCGACAGGUCAUCCAUGAUGUCCACAUGGCUUGUACCUUAAAGUCACAGCCAAAGGGAAUGGUGGUGGAACUUGUGUUGAAGUCUGUAGGGACAGAGCUGUAG